AAGCUUUUUGUUAAAAUUAUUUAGCCAGUACAUAAACAUUAUUAUUUUCUAUUUAAAGCGCAUUCAGAAUCUCUUACUGUUUUUGCAUGCAAUAUGCGUGUGGUUUCGCGAAAUUAAGAAGGGUGCGUUUCGAGCGGAAAGAUGGCGGUUCACCAAGGAGUUGUGAGAAGUUCUGAACAAUAGUAGGUUAUGGCCAAUAAAAAAAUUGAAAUAAAAAAAGUAGUGCUAACAUUUUAGUGUAUAAUUAAGAGACGAUCAAAGCUCCAUAGCUCCAGGAACACUAAAUCGUCAAUUUUUGUGUUUCUUGUCUUUUGCGAAAGCUUAUCUAAUGUCCCAACAAGCGGCAACAGAAACUGAGGAAGCUAGUACCAGUCGCGAAGAUCUUAUUAACGAUGUGAAAAAGCUCCUAUGGGGUAGCAACACCAAAGAAGACGUUUUUCGACAAUGGGCACAGGGUUUUUACUUCAGUCCGGAUGAAAAAUCUGCUCUUGUACAAGAUGAAGGUGGACCCUGUGCGGUAAUUGCUCCUCUUCAGGCUUUUAUUCUGAAGCAAUUACUUUCGGAAACGGAUAUAACCAGCUGGGCUGGUAUCAAGCCCGAAAAAUGUAACGAACUAUUGGUCAAGGCCAUGACUGAAAUUAUUGCCCAGGCUGCAGAUCCAGUUGAUGCCAAGUAUUCUAUUGUAUUAGUUGAUAAAUCUAUGUCUACCAGUAAUGGUGAAGUGCCUGACAGUCAAAAUCAAAUGAGUUCUGAUGAACAAGUGCAAGGAAACGUUUCUCAAUCUGGAUCAUUGUCCAUUGAAUCAAAUAAUUUUCAUUCUCGUUUAAGGAUUCAUACUUUGGAAAAUAUUGAGCAAGUUGAGCAAUUUUUCACAGUUCAUAUCAAUACUUUUAAAGAACAAUUUGGAGUAUUGUUGCUUUUGUAUUCAGUUAUUUGUACCAAAGGAAUAUCUCAAAUAAAAUUGGAAAUAUCAGAUUUAACUGAUCCACUAAUCCACUCUACCUUUGGCUAUGGCUGUCAAAGUUUAAUUAAUUUGAUGUUAAGUGGUAGAGCAGUUAGUAACGUUUGGGAUCAUGAUCAAGAUGUUGGUGGACUCAAAUUGAAAGGCAUUGAUAAACAGAAUACUGUUGGCUUUUUGACUUUAUUAGAAAAGUUGAGGUUCAUUGAAGUUGGUUCUUUUCUUAAAUCACCAUCACAUCCGGUUUGGGUAUUGGGAUCCGAAACACAUUUAACAGUGUUGUUCUCUACAGAAAAAAAACUAGUCAGUCCUGAAACACCUGCUGAAAAAGCAAAACGAGUUUUUAAAAAAUAUGAAUUUGAUGAAAACAACUUCAUCUAUACUGACUCAUUGCAAGAUGUAUUAGCAGAACUUGACCUUUUUUGUUAUAGUGAAUAUGUUGAAAUAAUGAAAAAGAAACUUGAUAAAGAUAAUGAUGGCAUUAUAUUACUCAAUUCUUUCAUGUAUGAAUUUUUUCCAGAAGAAGAUAGAACUUAUCCAGAUACAUUCACUUUAUAUCAUUACAAUGGUUUACCUAGAAGUAAUCCAGAGAAUAAAGUGAAAUAUCGUAAAGGUGAAGCUAUUCUACUAGAAUGUACAACAAGUUCUUUUUCAGACCGUAAUCCAAUGUUGACAGUUUUACAAACUAAGUGGCCAACUAUUGACGUUCAGUGGGACAUGAAUCCUAGUAUUAAUUAAAACUUCUCAUUAGGUGUAGUAGGAAAAUACUUAUAUCUUGGCUGUAUGCAAGUAAAGUGCUGGUAGAAGAGACUGAAAAAUAUAACGAUGCUAUUAAUGUUAACUCUAACAUUAAUUCCCACAGGCCUUAACAAAUUCUUGAACCUUGCUAUCUGAGGAUUAGUUAUGACUAAUUGUAAAUUGUGCUUCAUGGUGUUCUAUGUCUUUGAAGUGCUCUGAUUUACUUGUAUAUUAUACACAUAUAGACUUUUCCGUAAAGAAUGUCGAAGGUUACAUGUAAAUUUUCACUGAUAAAUGUCAAAUGUGAUUACAGACAUUUUUUUAAAUGUUUCAAGGAUGAUUAUAUUAUGUAACUAUUAGUAGCUAUUCAAGCUGUAAAUUGUUACUUUUACAGCUGGAGUAACUCAAAAGAAUUUAUUUUAAAAUUGUUUUCAAUGUCAGCAUGAAAAAAUAAUUCAGAUUUUACUAAGAAUAGUAAGAAGUUCUUAAUGCUUUAAAAAAUUCAUUCAAAAACAUGUUAAUUGUUUUUC
This is a messenger RNA of Trichogramma pretiosum, 2226 nucleotides long. Its product is annotated as ubiquitin carboxyl-terminal hydrolase MINDY-3 homolog. Gene Ontology annotation, biological process: protein K48-linked deubiquitination. Gene Ontology annotation, molecular function: cysteine-type deubiquitinase activity; K48-linked deubiquitinase activity. The transcript has 5 exons. Lineage: Eukaryota; Metazoa; Arthropoda; Insecta; Hymenoptera; Trichogrammatidae. The record is from RefSeq and is a predicted model, not a curated record. The coding region runs from base 329 to 1696 and encodes 455 amino acids.